ACAUUUAAUUUGCGGAUGUGCUCCUAUCGAAUAUUCCAAAAAGAAGUCCCUUCUCUAUCUAUUAUAUAGAUAAAUUUUCUGAUAUACAAAAAGUUACACUUUUCUAUAUAAGAAAUUUAUUUAGAAACCGAUUCAUCAAUUAAUGAACACAGAUGACAGAAACAUUGAACAUCAAUAAUUGACCAUUUCCCAACUUGCUUGCCACACUCAAACCUCUCUCUCUCUCUCUCUCUCUCUCUCUCUCUCUGUACUCGUAUGCAUAUCAUGUAGCCCUGCUGUGCUGCUGCGAAUCAAGUAUCAAUCAACUAGAACAAAACCCAAGAUGUAACCCCUUUCUCCUUUGCUUUUUGCAUUACAUUUCUCUCACAAUCUCAUUACAUACCCCAAGUUGAAAAUGGUGUCCUCUGAAAACCAGAAGAAGACUUACCAUUCCCUCCUGGCAGCCAAGCUCAGCAACCUCACCAUCCCAUCUUCUUCCCCACCUACCUCCUCUGCAGCUCAAGACUUCGACUUCAACGAUGUCUUCGGUCCCCCAACCCCUUCCACUUCCACAUCCAACCCUUUUCAUGGGGACCCACAACCACAACCACAACAACAACAACAGCAACAACCCUAUAUCAUCCACAAUCGGUCCCACUCCUUCGUGGGUCCGUCCCCUCGCUACGCCUCUGCUCAAACCCAACAAUUCGAUUUGGAAUUGGAUGAAGAAGAUGAAGAAGAUGAUGAUGAUGAUGAAGAUGGAGAAGAAACCAACCCUGAAAACAGGGACCCAAACGACGUCGUUUGCGGUGAAAAGAUCAGCCAGAGUCCGGUGGGGAGUGGGAGUAGUGAUGUGAAGAUUGGGCCUGGGGAUUUUGAGAUUAUGAGGGUUGUGGGGAAGGGUGCGUUUGGGAAGGUGUUUCAGGUCAGAAAGAAGAAUUGUUGUAAUGAUGAUGGUAAUGGUAAUGGUAAUGGUGGUGGGGAUGGGAUCUAUGCCAUGAAAGUUAUGAGGAAAGAUACCAUUAUUAAGAAGAACCAUGUUGAUUACAUGAGAGCUGAGAGGGAUAUUCUCACCAAAGUUGUUCACCCUUUCAUUGUUCCGCUCCGCUAUUCUUUUCAGACCAAGUCUAAGCUUUAUUUGAUCCUCGAUUUUGUCAAUGGAGGCCAUCUCUUCUUUCAAUUGUACCGCCAGGGUAUCUUCAGUGAGGAUGAUGCAAGGUUUUAUACUGCCGAGAUAGUGACAGCAGUUUCCCAUCUUCAUAAAUGCGGGAUUGUUCAUCGGGAUCUUAAGCCUGAAAAUAUUCUCAUGGACGCCGACGGACAUAUUCUGCUGACUGAUUUUGGACUAGCUAAAGAAAUCGAUGAAUCAAGCAGGUCAAAUUCAAUGUGUGGAACAACAGAAUACAUGGCUCCAGAAAUCUUGCAAUCUAAAGGUCACAACAAAGACGCAGAUUGGUGGAGUGUCGGAAUACUCUUGUAUGAGAUGCUAACUGGGAAGCCACCAUAUACCCAUGAAAAUAGAAAGAAACUUCAAGAGAAAAUCAUUAAAGAGAAAAUGAAACUUCCACCUUAUCUUACCAGUGAAGCUCACUCAUUACUUAAAGGAUUACUGCAAAAGGAACCAUCAAGAAGGUUAGGCAGUGGACCUAGCGGAGGGGACGAGAUCAAAGCUCAUAAAUGGUUUCGAACCAUUAACUGGAAGAAAUUGGAAGCCAGGGAAAUCACACCAAAGUUCAAGCCAGAGGUGAAUGGGAAAGAUUGUAUAGCCAACUUUGACAAGUGCUGGACAGUAAUGCCUCUUGUUGAUUCACCAGCAUCCACACCAACUACAGGUGAGUAUUUCCAAGGUUAUACUUAUGUAGCACCAAACCCUUGGCUCUCAUCUGAUUCAAUUUGAUCCUCCCAUCAAAAAGAACAGAAGAUAAAAAGAUAUAUAUAUAUAUAUAUAUAUAUAUGAAAGGGGAAAUGGGCACAUUUGAAUAAAUUAUCUCUCCAUAUGAUUCAUUUGUAACAUAACUUACCUUAAAAAGUCUUAUCAUAAUUGCUCAUGUACAUUUUAUUCUAGUCUGACUAAGAUGGUUAAGGAGUCUUGAAACUUGUUAUUCAUGAAUGCAAUCCUUGGGGAUUGAACUUUCAUGAUCAGCACAGAUGCUAUGCUUGCUUCUUGUUGUAUUAGCUUUUUUUUGAAAAGGUUGUUGUAUUAGCUUUAACUUGGCAGAAACGUCUUGAAGAGUAUUUAUCCUUCUUAUUCUUUGACCCAAA
Molecule: messenger RNA, 2241 nt
Organism: Cannabis sativa
Lineage: Eukaryota; Viridiplantae; Streptophyta; Magnoliopsida; Rosales; Cannabaceae
Product: serine/threonine-protein kinase AtPK1/AtPK6
Exons: 6
Coding region: 395-1876 (493 amino acids)
Biological process (GO): protein phosphorylation
Molecular function (GO): protein serine/threonine kinase activity; ATP binding
Source: RefSeq, a predicted model, not a curated record